Molecule: messenger RNA, 2214 nt
Organism: Macadamia integrifolia
Lineage: Eukaryota; Viridiplantae; Streptophyta; Magnoliopsida; Proteales; Proteaceae
Product: protein TWIN LOV 1-like
Exons: 8
Coding region: 542-2125 (527 amino acids)
Cellular component (GO): nucleus
Source: RefSeq, a predicted model, not a curated record
UCAAAACCAAAAUUUAGAAAAGAAAAGUUGUCAACAGCUUGAAGCCUUGAAGAACUUUUGCAUGGGUACCACAGGUCACAAGUCCACAAGAUAAGAUUAGGGUUCUUCUCGUUAAGAUUGUCACGAUCAGAGAUUUUUCUUCUCCUCUAGCUCCUGCCGCGCAUAAAAUUUCCAUUUUUCUAAUCAGCGUCAGUUCUCCACUUCCAUUUAUCCUGCAAAACCCUCUCAAUUUGGUUCUUCUUUUCUGUUCUGAAGCACUAAUUUAGUCGAAUUAAACAGAUUACACUUCAAGAAAAGGAAAAAAAUUACGUUCUUUCUCAGAAAAAGCUGUCUUUUUGUGGGCUUCUGUUAGUUUGCUGAUCUCACACAUACACUCUCUCUCGCUCGUUUGAGCUCCGGUGGUGUCUGUAUUUGUCGGUUCGAGUGAUUGUUCUUUCCAAUUAUUCACCGAUAAGGCAAAAACGAUUGAUGGGUAUCCGUUAUUGGUCGAUGUUCAGUCACAAUUUCGAUUCAGAGAAGAUAUUUUGUGUUUUCGUAACGGAUGGGUUGCUGUUCUCCCUCAUUUCUUCGAUCAAUUUCUCACUUUCUCUGUGUUCUUGAAUUUUCAGAAUUGGAGUUUGAUAGUUCAAACUACGGAGCACAGGAGCGGCUGACGCCCUUGUUGUGUGCACAUGGGAUUGGGAUUCACCCGCACAACGAGCACGGGAGCAGAAGAGCAAGACGACGAAGAAGACCAACUACAGUGGCGAUGGAAUCACAAUUGGCUCUGGUUGAUCAGUCCUUGAACGCUCGUUAUUCAUCUUGGGUUCGAGAAGCUCUCGAUGACAUACCCGAUUGUUUCACCAUUACUGAUCCUUCUAUUUCAGGUCACCCGAUCGUCUUUGCUAGCCGGGAAUUCUUAAAAAUGUCUUGUUACUCUAAAGACGAGGUGAUUGGGAGGAAUGCGAGGAUGUUUCAGGGCCCUGAGACUAAUCGAAAAUCAGUAAUGGAGAUUCGAGAGGCCAUUCGGGAAGAGAGGACUAUUCAGUUGAGUCUAUUGAACUAUAGGAAAGACGGGACCCCCUUCUGGUUGUUGUUUCAUUUGAGUCCUAUUUUCUGUAUGGAGGAUGGCAGGGUCGUUCACUUUGUCGCGGUUCAGUUGCCCAUAGCAAGGAAAUCUAUGGGUUUUUCAUCUGGGUUUGGUAGGAAUGAUUGUAAUUUUGAUGAGGCUGGCUCUAGAUUACCAGAGAUCGUUUUUGGAUCUUGCAGAAAGGAGGUGUGCUUGGAUUCAGUGACACAGUCAGUUCCUUUUUGGACGCGGGGUUCUUUCCAUGAUUUGGAUAAUAGAGGAUUGGAGGUUGAAGAUUCAUGUGAGGCAAGUGAUCUGGAGAAACAAAAAGCUGCUACGUCAAUUAACAAUAUCUUAUCUGUGCUCACUCACUAUAGCGAGCUAACCGGAAAACUGGUCUGUGGCAAGAGGUGCAACUUAUCCAGGACAAAUUCUCUUGGUUCAUCCUUAAUUAUAUCUCUUGGUAGAAUCAAACAGAGUUUUGUAUUAACUGACCCCCAGUCACCUGACAUGCCAAUUGUAUAUGCAAGUGAUGCAUUUUUGAAAUUGACAGGCUAUGCUAGACAUGAAGUGUUGGGGAAGAAUUGUAAAUUUUUAAAUGGGCCUGAUACAGAUACCAAGGUUAUCAGCCAGAUAAGAGAAAGCAUUCAAACUGAACAAGCCUGUACAGUAUGUCUUUUGAAUUACAGGAAGGAUGGAAGUUCAUUCUGGAACCGUCUUCAUAUUUCUCCAGUUCGGAAUGCUUCUGGAAAGGAUCUUCACACGAGGAAGACGAUUAGUGGAGGGCGUGAAAAGGAUGGGUUAUACUACCUCAACAAUGGCUAUCCUCCUUCUGUUGCUACUACGGCUAUUGGAGACAUGACCCAUUUCCAAUGGCACUGUCGUUUAGGUCAUUUGUUGCUUUCUAGGUUACAACUUUUAUUUUCUAGUUUUAAGUCGGUCCCUCGGUUAGAGUGUGAGGCAUGUGAGUUGGGUAAACAUCAUCGUGUGUCCUUCCCAUCUCGUUCUAUGUCUCGUAGUUCGUCCUUAUUUUCUUUUAGUCUAUUCCAAUGUACGGGGUCCUUGCAGAGUCAGUAAUAGAUUUGGUUUUCGCUAUGUUGUGACAUGUGGAUGAUCAUUCUCACCUUACAUGGUUGUACAUGUUAAAGGAUAGAUCUGAAUUUUUA